This is a messenger RNA of Xenopus laevis (African clawed frog), 4109 nucleotides long. It is a transcript of the gene iffo2.L, whose product is annotated as intermediate filament family orphan 2. The transcript has 9 exons. The record is from RefSeq and is a predicted model, not a curated record. Lineage: Eukaryota; Metazoa; Chordata; Amphibia; Anura; Pipidae. Gene Ontology annotation, molecular function: structural molecule activity. The coding region runs from base 120 to 1538 and encodes 472 amino acids.
GAGGGCGGUGCCAGUACAAAGCGCAGGAGCAGUUGGCGAGGAUGGAAGUAUUGAGAGAAGUCUGAGCCGCAUCGGAUUCUCCUCUGUCCCCGGGACACUGAGCGGACACGGCCGGGAGGAUGAACUCGUUAUUAUUCGGGGAAUUGGCUCGGGCCGGGGAGUCUCCUCCGGGAACAGCCGCGACCUCGGCUCUGCGCAACGACCUGGGCUCCAAUAUCCACGCGCUGAAGACUCUGAACGUUCGUUUCCGAUGUUUCCUGGCGAAGGUUCACGAACUGGAGCGGCGGAACCGACUGUUGGAGAAGCAACUGCACAAUCAGUAUCAGCAGCAGCAACAGGAGCGCAGGAGCCGCUUCCGCAUCUUCCGCCGGGACCAGGGAGUCCAGACCGACCCCCCGAACCUCAACCAGCCCCCCAAUAACAACAACCCCCCCUACAGCCGCCUCCCCGGGACCAUCUGGACUUACUCCCACGUCAGACGCACCGGCGGGGGCUCCCUGGAGACUGUACAGGGCCCCGGGGUGUCUUGGACUCAUCCUGAUGGAGUUGGGGUUCAGAUCGACACGAUCACCCCCGAGAUCAGGGCCCUGUACAAUGUAUUGGCCAAAGUCAAGCGGGAGAGGGACGAGUACAGGAUCAAGUGGGAGGAGGAGCUUGGUAAGCGCAUGAAUUUGGAAUCUAUGGUGGAGAACAUGCAAGAGGAGGCGCAGGAGGCUUACGGUGUCCAUGAUGAGCUCAAUGAGAAGAUCGAGAGGCUGAAGUCGGAACUGGUGGUGUUUAAGGGUCUGAUGAGUGAUCCGAUGACCGAUCUCGACUCAAAGAUCCAAGAGAAGGCAAUGAAGGUGGAUAUGGACAUCUGCAGGCGGAUUGAUAUCACCGCCAAACUGUGUGAUGUGGCGCAGCAGCGCAACUCUGAGGAUGUGUCCAAGAUGUUCCAGGUGGGGACGGUGACCAAAAAGCGAGAGCGUAAGUUGAUGUCUGAGGAAGACAUAUCGGAGAAGGACGCUGACGCGGGGAGAUUCUCGGACGAUGAAGUCAGUUGUUCCCUCAACAUUACGGACGAGAUGAAACGAAUGUUUAACCAACUACGCGAGACGUACGAUAUUGACGACGACUGUGAUAGUUUGGCGUGGGAAGAGAAUGAAGACACGUUGCUUCUCUGGGAGGAUUUCGCCAACUGCAACCCAACUGUCGAGGCGCAGGGAGAGCAAGAGGAAACCCUGGGAGAUUUGAUCCAAGAAGCAGAGAGUUUCCUAACAACCCGGGACAAAGCUUAUCAGGAAACUAUUGGGCAGAUAGAGCUGGAAUUGGCCACGGCAAAAAGCGACAUGAACCGGCACCUACACGAAUACAUGGAAAUGUGCAGCAUGAAACGAGGGCUCGACGUACAGAUGGAAACCUGCCGGAGGCUCAUAAAGGGGUCGGAGGGCAGAAAUUCUCCAUCCAUCAGCUCUGUGUCGAGCAGCGACUCCGGGAACUCAGACGAGAUGCAGGAGGAAUUGGAGAAGGACGUUGAAGUGGACAGCGCCAUUAGCUGAUGAGCUCCGCCUUGUGGGAGUGGCAGCAUGUCCUGAACCAAUUAGAGACGCUGAUUCCCACGAGAGGGUUGCGGUUACCCGACAGACUCUCCCUCCCCUGAUGCUGGUGCUGUAAAUGUCUAUUCUUCUAUGGAAACUAAAGGUGUAAAUAGUGAUUUUUUUUUGUAAGGAAACUGUUAAAAUGUGCCUUCCCCCCUGUAGCGCCAUCCUGAGGCCUCAAUUAAAGGGGAGUUUAAAGUCUUCUCUCCUCCCAUCCCGCUAUUGGCUUCCAGAUAUAACCAGGAAAGGGGCGGGAACUCUCAUGGCUCCUGAGUGGCAGUUCCCCUUUAAAUCCCCUGUGUGGCGCUGCAGUAGGAAAGGCGGGUCAGCGAGUGGCGCUGUGUAGGAAAACUAUGCAAAACGCUUGCCUUAUUUGCCCCAGGGGGCGACCUCUGUCUCUCAUUGGGCUCACGGUUACGCACGUUGGGCUUCUCCAGGAAUACGGGAUCCAGUUCCAGCAGUGAAAGACUGUGAUCCGGAGCUUGGGCUCGGACUGUAGCACUUAUAGGCUUAACCCCUUCCACCAAUGGGGUCGGGGAAUAAUAUUUCCACAAUGAUGACAAAAAGCAGAUUUCUUUUUUUUCUGCCUUGUGCUCUGACAUAGAACGACUCAUUAAAGGGGAAGUUAACCCAAAUGAUAUGAGUGGGUGGGUUCUACCUUUCUAUCGUGUGACAGAAUGAUGGGUGGGUGGGGCAAAACCAUUUUAAAAAGAUUUUGUAUUUGGGUUUACUUUCCCUUUAAUAGUCAAGAAGAGCUAAUGUAUAUUGAUGCCAGCGGGACAGGAUAUUUGCACCUUUAUUACUACGAUCAGGCCCGUCCUGGUUCCUUAAAUGAGGAGCGGCGCCCGAGGCUGCGACUCCCGUUCUACAAAUACACCCGACAACCUUGAUUUCUUCCUUAAUGCUUAACUUUGCCUUUAAAGCCAUUUCUGUGUAUAUAUAUAUAUAUAUGUUUAUUUAUCAAACCUCGGUGGCCUUGUGAUUAUAAUGAAUUCCACUGGAACUCCGCCCCCGCGGAACAGUCACUCGUCCUGAAUCCCCUCCCUCGCUCUCUUCCCCGUAUUGUAACCAAAGCUCCAACCCACUCCCUCAAUAUCAGAGAGGAAUCGAGGGGGCGGAACUUAUUUCAACUCCCUCCCACUUUUGAUUUUCCCCUAUGUCAAAAUUUGAGAUUUUUCGUUAAAUUUUUUUUUUUAAAAUACAUUCAGAAUUUUGUAAAAAUUCUGGCGAAAUUUUAAAAAUUAAAAACAAUCUAUGAAUUCUUCCUCCGGUUGCGUCGGAAAAAGCGCAGCCAAUCGUUCCUCUUCUUUAUCAGCUGAAAUCUGUAAAUAGAUUCUUUGUAUUUUCUACGCGACUUUGUGUCACAUUGACACUUUUUUUCUAGAUUCUUUAGGUCCUCGUACAAGAGGUUUUUGUUUUUUUUGUAGAUUCGCCGCUCGAAAGACUAAGUUAAAAUUUGGGUCGGCUUUACGCCGUUCCUGGUUGGAAUUCUGAGUUUUUGAGUCCGUGGUGGGAUCUUCCCGGGGUUAAUACCCUAAAGGGGAGAUAUUCCUGACGCCCAUCACAGCCCUAAAGCUACCAGCCAAAAAAUGUAACGUAGGCAAAAGCCACAGAACUCGUGUCUUAAAUUGGGGCCCCUUGUGGCCCCCCGUCUAACGCGGAGUCUGUACAUAAGGAAGGGGUGCUGGUGAUUAUAUAAGAAUUGCUUGAUGUGGGUGCAUGUAUAGAAAGUCCAACGAUUUGAAGGGGUCGGAAUUUAACGACAGAAUCGCGGACGAAUGUUUUUGGGAAAUUGUAUUUACUUGUCUGUGGCGGUGUUGGGGGUGGAAUGUAUUUCAAACAGAAAUAUAAAAAAAAAUAGAAUUCUUGGGAAAAUUCACCUAUAACCAUAAGCUUACUGUCCUCUAUUUAUAAAGCAAAAAAAUUGUGAAUAUUCUAUUUUUAUGAGCAAAACUUUUUUUUUUUUAAAUAAAAACAUAAAAAAAUGUAGAAUAAAAAAAAAAACCUCUCCACUCGGUAUUCAGACUCCAUUGUUAUUGGCGGCAGUACGAGAUUCCUUAGCGGGUGCCGCCCACUCCAAGGAGCCAAUCAGGAAUUGUUUCACAGAGACAGUUAGGAAUUGGGAGGUUUUUUUUUAUAGGGCAAAAUCUUAGUCUGGGGUUAAUAAUGUGUAAGAGAAAAGGCAAUAGAAAUUUUAUAAAUGUUAAGGGAAAAUCCCAUGAUCAUGAGUCACAUGAUGUUUUUUGUUUUUGUUCAUUAUAUAAUUUUUUUUUUUUUUUUAAAUCAUGUGUUGGGGUAAAUUUCAUUAUUUUUUUUUAAAAAAAAUCUGGUUUUGGGGGUGCAAUAAUAUUCAGCAUCACAUUUAUACUCUACUUUAUAAAAAAGCAAUAGUAGAAAAAAAAUGUGAAUCUCUUACCUCGUAUUUGCAAAUAUUCACACGCACGGUACAAUAUGAAAUCUGCAGAUUUGCUUUCUGAAUCUCUUAAAAAAAAAAAAAUUAAAAAAAAUCCCUUUUCUCAUUGAGAAUUUAUU